Setaria italica (foxtail millet) is the source of this 1606-nucleotide messenger RNA. Its product is annotated as ribosome biogenesis protein TSR3 homolog. Bases 231 to 1214 code for a protein of 327 amino acids. Gene Ontology annotation, molecular function: rRNA small subunit aminocarboxypropyltransferase activity. The record is from RefSeq and is a predicted model, not a curated record. Gene Ontology annotation, biological process: maturation of SSU-rRNA. Lineage: Eukaryota; Viridiplantae; Streptophyta; Magnoliopsida; Poales; Poaceae. The transcript has 10 exons.
CCCGGGUUGCUCGUGCCGUGCCCCCGUGCGGUUGCGGCUGAGUGAGACCUGUGAGUUCCCUUCUCCGGCCGCCAGCCGCCGCCUUCGUGGGCAACCGCGUAGCCGACACACGGAAUCGCCACCAGCGCGGCGGUCCGCAGCCCGCCCUACCGCACCCCUACUAGUCAUCCACCGCAAGUCCUAAACCUUCUCUUGAGCCGAGCGAAGCCGCCGCCGGGAAGCCGUCCGGGAUGGGAUACAACCGCCACAGGCGCGGCCGCGGAUCCUCCUCCUCGUCUUCGCGCCGCGCCAAGCAAGAAGCAUCCAUGGAUGAUGGUCCUGGGACGUCACUUCCAAGGCAGGAAGAAGACACUGAAGAGGAAUUCAAAGGUUCAAGAAUUCAGCUCGCAAUGUGGGACUUUGGGCAAUGCGAUGUUAAAAGGUGUACUGGUCGUAAGCUUUCAAGAUUUGGGCUUCUAAAGGAGUUGCGAGUGACCAAUGGUUUUGGUGGUGUUGUUCUCAGCCCUGUUGGGACACAAUGUGUAUCUAAGGCUGAUCAUUCUAUUGUGCAAAGAAAAGGAUUGGCUGUGGUUGAUUGUUCCUGGGCACGCUUAAGUGAUGUCCCUUUUGUGAAACUCCGCUGUGGUGCUCCUCGUCUCUUGCCAUGGUUGGUAGCAGCAAACCCUGUGAACUAUGGCCGCCCAUGUGAACUGUCUUGUGUGGAAGCUUUAUCAGCAGCCCUCAUAAUAUGUGGGGAGGAAGAUACAGCACAUUUACUGCUAGGGAAAUUCAAGUGGGGCCACGCAUUCUUGUCGCUAAACAGAGACCUCCUGAAAGCAUACUCCCAAUGUGAAAGUGGCUCUGAGAUAAUCAAUGUGCAGAACUCCUGGUUAUCAAGUAACUCGAGUGUUCCAAAGCCACCUGUAAAUGAAAAAUCACGUCGAAGCACAGAGGAAGGAUCUGAGGGUGAUUCUGAUGAUGAUUUGCCACCUCUGGUGGAGAAUUUGAACCACUUGAACCACAACCAAGAUGAGGAAAGCGAGGAAGGAUCUGAGGGUGAUUCGGACAACGAUUUGCCGCCUCUUGAGGAGAAUUUGAACCACUUGAACCUCAACCAAGACAAGGAAAGCGAGGAAGGAUCUGAGGGUGAUUCUGAUGACGAUUUGCCACCUCUUGAGGAGAAUUUGAACCACUUGAACCUCAACCAAGACAAGGAAAGCGAAGGAAGAAAGUAAAAGUGACUAAAAAGGAAGAGUUUAAACGGUGGGGUCUUCAUAACAGUUACAAAAUAAUUGAGCAGAAGUGGUAUAAGCGCUUGCUGUGAAACAACCCACGGUAGCAUCUUUCAGUAUCUGAUCUGAAUAAACUUCAGUUGUCUUUUCGUCUGAAUCAUGGAUUCAUUCAUGGUUGAAAAUGAAUCCUUGUACAGCUGUGGUGCAUACCUGUGUAGCACAAGCUAUGGAAAUAGAAGAGGGCCCUCGUAACUUGAGAAUUAUAGCGUGCGAAUUUUUUGUGCCCCGUACCCCCUUUCCAGAGCUUUUGAAGCUCUACAUCGUGAGUUCUUUUGGCAAUGGACGGGUCCAUGUGUGAAAACUGAAAUUAUUAUUCGAAUAAAGCAAUGAAGAUA